UCUCCCGCGUCGUCCAAAGUAGCUCAGAGGCUUUUCACUGCACCGGAUGAGAAAAACAAAAGCUGAAAAGAAAGGUAAAGAAACUAACGACUUGUAUCGUUUUGGAUUGUAUACCUGUUUCCUCGUUCUGUGGGAAGCUUUUCUUUUACGCGUCCGUGCCAGCGGACAGGACAGGACAGGACAGGACAGGGACGCCGCUGCUUGGCUCCUUAAGAGUGAAUGUUUCUCUCGUGUUGAGUGUGAAAGUUAAAUCCAGGUGAAUGUAUAGCAUGAUGAUGGAAACGGACUUGCAUUCCCCGACACCCCAAACGAACACGAGUGCGGGGCACACGGGCCAAAAUGCUGCGGGAAAACUGAGCCAGGAGCGCGUCAAGCGCCCCAUGAACGCAUUUAUGGUGUGGUCCCGCGGGCAGCGGCGGAAGAUGGCACAGGAGAACCCCAAAAUGCACAAUUCGGAGAUCAGCAAGAGGCUCGGGGCCGAGUGGAAAGUUAUGUCCGAGGCAGAGAAGCGGCCUUUCAUAGACGAGGCGAAACGCCUGCGCGCCAUGCACAUGAAGGAACACCCGGAUUACAAGUACCGGCCGCGUAGAAAGACCAAAACGCUGCUUAAAAAGGACAAAUACUCCCUGGCAGGCGGACUGCUUGCAAGUUCUGCCGGCGGUGGCGGUGUGACUCUUGGGAUGAGCACCGCGCAGAGGUUAGAGAGUCCCGUGGGUCACGGUGGCGGCGCAGGCGCGGCGAGUUACGCACACGUGAACGGCUGGGCAAACGGCGCGUACACAGCAGCCGCCGCCGCAGCCAUGAUGCAGGAGGCGCAGUUAGCCUACGGGCAGCAUGCAAGCGCUGGGGCUCACCAUCACGGUCACCACCCGCAUCACCAUGGACACCACCACCCGCACCAUCAGCACGCCGCCAGCGCGCAGUCCGUGCACCGCUAUGACAUGAGCGCGCUGCAGUACAGCCCCAUGUCGAACUCUCCGAGCUACGUGAGCGCCUCGCCGUCGACCUACGCUGCCAUGCCGUACACGCAGCACCAAAGCUCCGUCUCGGCGGCGGCAGCGGGCGGCGUUGGCACGCUCGGAUCGCUCGUGAAGCCCGAGCCGAGCGGGAGUCCUCCCCUCAGCGCCGCGUCCCGCGCGCCCUGUCCCGGUGACCUGCGCGAGAUGAUCAGCAUGUACUUACCGGCAGCGGAGGCUGGUGACGCGUCUGUACAGAGCAGACUGCACGCGCUGCCACAGCACUACCAGAGCACUGCAGCUGCCAUUAACGGAACCGUCCCGCUGACGCACAUUUAAAGAAAGAAGUAAAAUAAUAAAACUGAACCACAUAUAUUCACAAACAAGUAACCAAAUAUUUACCUCUUUUUAGAUUAUAAAUACCUGCUGUUUUUGUACAGAAUGUUUUGUUGUAAAUUUAAAGGUGAUUAUUAUUUAAGCCUCGGUUCACUGGUACUGUCAUCGCAACAGAAAGUAAUUUUUCCGGUUUGCCUAUUUCAGAUAAGAGCUUUAGGCCAGUAUGUAAUAUGAACAGCGAAAAUGAUACCAGCCUUUACACAAUCUAGAAGAAAACUUGAGGAAACGUAAGAGUUUUCAUUAUUUUAAUGGUUAUUAUUAUUAUUAUUAUUAUUUGUGAAACGCAAGAUUUAAUACACCGAAAACGCCUACUAUAUUUGAAAGGUUAUUUUAUUUGUUCACAACCCGAUUGUUUGGUUUGUAAAGACGUGACUGAGCCUGUGAAUUUAAGAUAUUCUUUUUUGUCGUUGUAAUUUUCAUUCUUGUAAAUUGUGCACAUAUGAU
Messenger RNA from Clarias gariepinus (North African catfish), 1796 nucleotides. RefSeq names its product SRY-box transcription factor 1b (gene sox1b). NCBI's taxonomy places the organism in Eukaryota, Metazoa, Chordata, Actinopteri, Siluriformes, Clariidae. The record is from RefSeq and is a predicted model, not a curated record. Bases 261 to 1295 code for a protein of 344 amino acids. The transcript has a single exon. Gene Ontology annotation, molecular function: RNA polymerase II cis-regulatory region sequence-specific DNA binding; DNA-binding transcription factor activity, RNA polymerase II-specific. Gene Ontology annotation, biological process: anatomical structure morphogenesis; cell differentiation; regulation of DNA-templated transcription.